Molecule: messenger RNA, 819 nt
Organism: Haliotis rubra (blacklip abalone)
Lineage: Eukaryota; Metazoa; Mollusca; Gastropoda; Lepetellida; Haliotidae
Exons: 1
Coding region: 1-819 (272 amino acids)
Biological process (GO): oogenesis; negative regulation of translation
Cellular component (GO): perinuclear region of cytoplasm
Molecular function (GO): mRNA binding; zinc ion binding
Source: RefSeq, a predicted model, not a curated record
AUGGCGGGUUAUUCCCCUUUCAAAGACUACCUUGGAUUUUCUGGUCUAGUUUUCUCCGAAGAAACGAAAUCUAAUUCUUGUCGCGGAGACCCAUCUAAGUUCGAGGGCAAAGUUUCACCAGUGCAAGUUGGAGCUGAACGGACGGUUGUGAAAUCACCAUCAGUGGUCAGUGACCGUCCCCGGAAAACCUCCGUGUCUUCUGUUGAGACCGACGUCAGUGACGACACAUGCGCCAGUCGGGACAGCGACUCAACCUACAGCUUCUGCCUUCCUAACAUUCCCGAGUUCACCCGACCGAUUCUACCUCAGAAACAAAGCCGACCUGUGCCUACUUCUCCCAUUAAUUCCGAACGGUUCAACCCAAGCCCGUGUCUUGAAGUUGAAGAUCGAAACUUCAUUGGCACUGAUUAUGAUCGGGAAGACGUCUUGUCGUCUGCGGCAGAUCUCCGAAGCUCCCUACAUCGUCACGACGUCUCCGCAGCAGCGUCAACCGUGACAGGAAUGAUGGAGAAAUUGGUAAUGGACGCCGUGGAGAGGAAAAUGAGAGACACGGCCGAAAAAUUCAACCGUCCUACAGUUUGUGUUUUCUGUCAACGCAAUGGCGAGACAAUUGAGUAUUACUCUACUCAUGUUCUGAAGGACAACAGAGGCAAGGUAAUAUGUCCAGUAUUGAGGAAGUAUGUGUGUCCGAAGUGUAGUGCCACUGGGGAUAACGCCCACACCGUCCGUCACUGCCCCCAAUCCAGGACUGCCCUGUCCAUUGCCGAUACAUUCAAGACCCCUCGGACCAGUUCCGGCUUCAGGAAAACGACAUUCUAA